UGAAUAUAGAAAAGAAAAUUUAAUUAUUUUUCCCUACAGCAUAUGCGCCGAACCUAAACCCUUCUUCUUUAAUAUUGGGGGUAGGUGCGCUGCGCUGCGCCCCUCCUCCUUCAUAUUCAAGUUUUUCUACUCUUCAACCUAUACUCCCCAGUUUCUCACCAACUCCAUUUGUCGAAAAAUCUGCAGUAAAAAUGCUAUCUUUAAACCUUCUUCCGCCCUCAAAUGUCAUUCUCUCAAAACCCAGCAACAGACACCGCAUUAACGGUUCCCUUCUGGAUCGAAACAGAGCUCAAUCAGUCAGAAAUCAGGUUAAUGGAUUCUCUCCCGCCGCCCCCAUUUGCCGGAUCCCGGAAUCAAGAUCGGAUUUUGGGAGGUUUCCGGUGCUCCCUUUGGGAAAGUUUUCAAGAUUCCCAUCUCAGAAGGCUGGGGCAGCAGCAUCCGGAGCCCCGCAAGAAUCGAGCCCGGAUGGAGAAAUCGAAGCCCCGAAGUCCGGGAUGAACAAGAAGCUAGCGAUUGUCUUCGGGCUGUGGUAUUUUCAAAACAUUGUUUUCAAUAUUUACAACAAGAAGGUUUUGAAUAUCUUCCCAUAUCCAUGGCUUCUCGCAUCGUUUCAGCUAUUUUGCGGCUCUGUUUGGAUGUUAAUGCUCUGGUCCUCUAAGCUUCAGCCAUGCCCCAAAAUAGAUAAAUCUUUCAUUAUUGCUCUUCUUGGGCCUGCACUUUUCCACACUGUAGGCCACAUUUCAGCUUGUGUUUCAUUCUCGAAAGUUGCUGUGUCAUUCACUCAUGUCAUUAAAUCUGCUGAGCCUGUUUUCACCGUUAUCUUUUCGUCGUUGAUUGGUGAUUCGUACCCGUUGAAAGUGUGGCUCUCGAUCCUCCCUAUCGUGUUUGGUUGCUCAUUAGCUGCUGUGACUGAGGUUUCCUUCAAUUUUGGGGGGCUGUGGGGUGCUAUGAUUAGCAAUGUAGGGUUUGUGCUUCGUAAUGUUUACUCUAAGAAGAGCUUGCAUCGUUUCAAGGAGGUGAAUGGGUUGAAUUUGUAUGGUUGGAUCACAAUACUCUCUCUGUUUUAUCUGUUUCCGGUGGCCGUGUUUGUGGAAGGCUCCCAAUGGGUUGCCGGGUAUCAUAAGGCCGUUGCAAGCGUUAAUCCAUCAACCUUUUACCUUUGGGUGUUGGUAUCUGGAAUAUUCUAUCACCUCUACAACCAGUCCUCGUAUGAGGCCCUCGAUGACAUUAGCCCCCUCACCUUCUCUGUUGGCAACACAAUGAAGAGAGUUGUGGUGAUCAUAGCUAGUGUCUUGGUGUUCAGGAAUCCGGUCCGGCCUCUGAAUGCUCUCGGAUCUGCCAUUGCCAUUUUCGGGACGUUCUUGUAUUCGCAGGCGACAGCGAAGAAGCCAAAGGUCGAAGGAGCUGAGAAGAAGGAGUAGAAUUGCAUGAGGAGGUGAUUUACUUGUUACUACAUUUCAUGUUGGUUCAGAAGUUGGACUGUCUUUAUUCUUGCUUGCUAGGAAUUUUGGACUAAAUAAAGCUUUUGACAUUAAUUCUAAUUGUUUUUGGUGAAAUGGUGAAUGGUUUGGGAUGAUGGUCGAGUUAAAGCUUUCCAGAUUA
Molecule: messenger RNA, 1602 nt
Organism: Salvia hispanica
Lineage: Eukaryota; Viridiplantae; Streptophyta; Magnoliopsida; Lamiales; Lamiaceae
Product: Nucleotide/sugar transporter family protein
Biological process (GO): transmembrane transport
Cellular component (GO): membrane
Molecular function (GO): transmembrane transporter activity
Source: RefSeq, a predicted model, not a curated record